This is a messenger RNA of Carcharodon carcharias (great white shark), 4155 nucleotides long. RefSeq names its product histone deacetylase 10 (gene hdac10). The record is from RefSeq and is a predicted model, not a curated record. Gene Ontology annotation, cellular component: histone deacetylase complex. The transcript has 21 exons. Gene Ontology annotation, biological process: chromatin organization. NCBI's taxonomy places the organism in Eukaryota, Metazoa, Chordata, Chondrichthyes, Lamniformes, Lamnidae. Gene Ontology annotation, molecular function: histone deacetylase activity. Bases 79 to 2103 code for a protein of 674 amino acids.
ACUUCCGCCGUGACAAGAGGUUGACCCCCCGGCCGGAUGUUCAUACCUCAGCGACCAUCAGCGGUAUGUCACUAAGUCAUGGCUUCAAGAACAGGGUUGAUCUACGAUGAACAAAUGAUGAACUACAACCUGCUGUGGGAUUACCCAGCUUGCAGUAUUGAAAAACCAGAGCGACUGUCUGCUUCCUAUGAGAAACUGCAAUACUAUGGCCUUGUGGAAAGAUGCAUCCCACUAUCUGUUCGAGAAGCCAUCGAAGAGGAAAUUAUGUUGGUUCACAGUUUGGAUUAUAUAGAAGCUGUGAAAUCUAGCGCUUCUAUGACUGUUGAAGAGCUGAAGAUUUUUUCAUACAAUUAUGAUGAUGUUUAUUUUCACCCUAAUUCUUAUCAAUGUGCCAAAGUGGCUCUGGGAGCAACUCUACAACUGGUUGAUGCAGUGAUGUUGGGUAACGUAAGAAAUGGGAUGGCAUUGGUCAGACCUCCAGGUCACCACAGCCAGAAGAGUGAAGCUUGCGGAUUUUGUAUCUUCAAUAACGUAGCUAUAGCAGCAAAUUAUGCAAAAAAAAUAUAUGGAACGAAGAGGAUUCUGAUAGUUGAUUGGGAUGUGCAUCAUGGCCAAGGAACUCAAUACACAUUUGAGGAGGAUCCCAGUGUUCUAUACUUGUCAUGGCAUCGUUAUGAAGACCAGCAGUUUUGGCCCUAUUUAAAGGACUCUGACUACAAUGCUGUUGGAAAAGGCAAAGGGAUAGGAUUCAACGUAAAUAUUCCAUGGAACAAGACUGGAAUGGAAAAUGCUGACUAUCUAGCAGCUUUCUUCUACAUUUUACUUCCUUUGGCUUAUGAGUUUAAUCCAGAAUUGAUUCUGGUUUCAGCUGGAUUUGAUGCUGCAAUUGGAGAUCCUGAAGGUGAAAUGCAUGCUACACCUGAAUGUUUUGCUCAUCUGACUCAACUACUGAUGCCACUAGCUAACGGGAAGCUCUGUGUUGUUUUAGAGGGAGGAUACAAUUUGCGUUCCCUUUCAGAAUCUGUCUGCAUGACUGUCCGGGCAUUACUGGGAGACCCUGUGCCUCCAUUGAUUGGGGAAAUGGUGCCAUGCAUAAGUGCCAUAGAAUCUAUUCAGAAUGUGAGAGCUGUACAUCAAACGUACUGGAACUUUUUAAAGAAUCAAGACAGUAUCUUUUUUAAAGAUCCAAGCACCAAGAAACUGAACCUUGGUAUUGAAGAAGGUGACUCUCAGUCAAGUACAGCUACAACUGCAGAAGAGAAGAAAGUGACGAUGGUCUCUAACAUGAACCAAGAUUUUGAUGAGUUCAUGGAUUCCCACAUGAGGAAGGUUCUAGUGUUAGCUCCCCAUGUAAGAACUGCAUUGGGCGGAUGUGGAGAAAAGCUAACAAAAUUGGACCAAUGCCUUCAAGUAGAAGAGAGGAAAAUCACCAUGGAAGAAGCUGGCAUUCUCAUCAGCAGCGGAGAUUGUGCACACCUGAAGGAUGAAUAUCUUUUACUGUCCCUGGGAAAAAUGUUUCCAGUGAUUAAUAAAAUCAUGAAAAAGGAGGUUAAAAAUGGUGUUGUGGUGUCUUCCACAUUGUCAUCUGCUGCCUUUGCAGCACAUUAUGGUACAACAGUUGGAGCAAGCAGAGUUUUACUUCUGCUGCUUGGGGAAGCUGAUAUUCCAACUGAUGUUAAAGAGGAUGAAAAAAUCCUAGUGGUACAGAUAUACGGGAAGCAGGAUGAGAGGAAGCAAAGCAAGUACUACAUUCCAUUUUGCUUGAAAGAGGAUAAUGAAUGGGAUGGGGAUCUUCUUUACUCGCUCUUUGAGGUUAUUCUGCCUUUGGCAUGCAGAUAUAAUCCUGAACUGGUGAUUUUGGCAGUGGGAUCUAACAUUGGAAUUCAAGAAGUUACAUUAGCUCACUUGACACAUUUGCUCCAGGUGCUUGCUGAGGGUCGGAUCCUUGUAAUAAGCCAGGAUUCUGACCUUGUGGAGACUUUGAUGAGUUCUUUGCUUGGUGAUCCUUUAUCUACAAUGAGUUCUUUUGUUCUGCAACAAGAAAACGCACUGGUAUUGAUGAAACUUAGACGAGAACUGAAACAGCACUGGAAAUUGCUUUAGACCGGAGCAAUCUUCUACGCCAUUUUGAAGAUCCCAUCUGUUAGACCAGGCCCUGUUGACAAGACUUAACUGUGCCUCAAGAUCCAACUUGAGAUUCCACCAGAUAUGGAAGGCUCUUCAAAUUGUGUUCAUUUUCUUAUGCGCACAGAAACUAGUAGGCACAUUAGAGAAGAUUUGUUUCAUAUUCAAAAAACAAUUACUAAGAAACUGACUACUGUGUACCAAUGAAACCAUUAAAUAAUUCAGUAUCAUUUUUUAAAAUUCAUUUUCAGUGACUAUAAAUCUAAUUGCUUACAAUUGGAGGACUGGAGGCUUAUUUUGGUCGUAAACCCAUUUUCGGCUUUAGUAUUAAAACUGCAACAGGUUUUAAUUCUUAAACAUAUGGAGGAAUGCUUCUGGAAAGAAAUAAGAAUCAAUUAUGUUCUCUUAUAUUGGCCAGUUGCUUUGGAUCAUAGCAGAAAUUUGAAGCCUAACCUCACCAGCGUAAUUUUAAAUGAACUUUGGUGUAAUUUCCUGAUUGUGUCCAAAGUGAAUUUUGAUUCUUGUUACAUCUGAAUUUAACUUGCAUUGUCAUAUUUACAAGGUUGUGUAUCACGGAGUUGUGCUUUGUUUCAUUGUUCCCUGUUUAUGUGCAUGUUCCUACUUGCAGUUACAGGAACAAGGUUCACAGUAAAUAGCUGUGAUCUGUUGUCAUACCAAAACAGCGCUGGAUGAUGAAAAUUUAUUUGGCCCAUAUUUGCUAUAGCAGGCAUGGCAUCCGCUGUUAAGACCUGCCCUUGCACAUUGAGACUUUUUCAGGUGGCAAGUUGUUGAAAGUGUGAGCUGAUAAAAGCACAGCAAGUGCAAGCUGAUAAAUGCAACACCAGGCAUCUGGGAACAGGACUAGCAAAAGUGUCAAUCCUUAACCAAACAAACAGAAGGAUUGUGAAAUAAACCAUGCUACGAUUGGGUAAGAAAUGUGAAUUAGAGUAAAAGAAUUCAAUGUCAAAUCAAAUACUGAAAGCAAAAAUGGUGAGAAAAAGGAUUGGAUUAAGAGAGUAACAGAAAUUUUUUUUUAGACUCUUACAUCUUUCAAAUCUCCAACAAUUAAAACUUGAAUGAACGAGACCCCACAUUUGUAAGUUAAUCUUCAGUGUCUGUGGUUGAUUUGCAGUAAAUCAACACUUAUCACAUCAUUGAAAGGGGACAUGCAUUUGAAAUAACAACAUCUAUGGAUUUCGAUGGUGACACAGACAGUGAUAUGUCACUUUCAAAGUUAAUGGCACAACUGGGGCCACAUCUUUUGAAUUUCUGUUUAACUGUCCUUGUCCUUGUCUGAAGUUUUGCCAUCGGCCUUUCCAUUAUUUUGACAGUUAGUUACUUAUAGACCUAUCACUGAAAGUAAAGAAAAUGCCAAAGCGUCGUACUUGGAAGAAUUUAUAUACAGCAAUGUAUUUCUGUAAUUAUAUACACAACAUAUUCUGCAGCUAAUAAUGUAAAGUUGACAGACCAAUAGUAUAAUUCUAACCUACAUGACAGAUAUACAUUAGUUUACAAUAUUAAACAUUUAUAUUUACAAUAUCUAGAGCAUCUAAAAAGGAGUGCGUUAAUGUAUCCUACAAGUACAAUAUUACAAAUCGAACAUCUUUCUAGCAUUUAUGUUGUUUCCAUUUACGGGCGGCAAGUGUCAGUUGAGUAUCCUUUUUGUGCCACAAGUAGAUUUUGUUUACUAUUAUAUUGGUGUCCUGAACAUUGCCAAUGAGGACAUACUGUACGCCUCGGUUGCUACUACGAAUCAUCUUGUGGGCGCAGUUUGCAUUGAUAAGGAGCCAUUGCUGAAUAAUAGUGCGUGUUCCAAAGGAAAACAGCGAGCCAGGGCUGAUCAUCUCUACCCGCCCUUCCACAUCAUAUUCAGAAUCUCCUGAGGCACCCUUUCUUCGUGCUAGUGUAACUUUCACAGCUGUGGGCAUAGCAACAAGGGACCAUCGUUUACUGUUAUAUCAUACAUAAAUGCUAUCAAAGUCAAAGGACUUCAUUUUACAAUGCAAAAUAAAUACUUAGUUUCUGUUGCCA